Adineta ricciae is the source of this 450-nucleotide messenger RNA. The record is from the annotation of a GenBank genome assembly. NCBI's taxonomy places the organism in Eukaryota, Metazoa, Rotifera, Eurotatoria, Adinetida, Adinetidae.
AUGCCAGUUAUUAGUGAACCUCAAAGUGCCAAGAUCCUUCUUCUUGACCUUUCUUAUCUGUCAACAGAAGGUCUUCAGACGAUCGUCGUCCAUUGCCCAACAGUCAGCGAUCUGGCCAUUCAAGCAUCGAAAUAUCCAACGUGCAUUCUUAUUAUCGCUUGCCGAUCAGAUAGCUUGAGUGAAUUAAUACCGGUUUUAUCAGAUCUUACAUUCGAUACACUGUAUAUUUUAAAUGUUGAUGGCAAGAUUGAGUACAGUGUUGAACCAUGGUCAUCGAAGGCAACAGCUGUCUAUACAGAUAAUGAAUUGAUGCGCCAUUUAUGUACAAAAAGCGUCAUGUGUUAUUACAUUGAAGCAAUGGAACAUAAGGAUAAUAAAGAUAUGUCAUUGGCGAAUCGCUGUUUGAUGGAUGGAUUAAACGCGUUAGAAUAUGCAAAACAAUUUAUUUGA